AGUUGAAUAGAUUGAGGAAACAUGAGCUCUCUUCACCUGACCGUUUUACUCUGCCUGGCAGCUGCGGUUUACUGUGGGCCCGCGUCGCAUUUGACAGCGCAAGAUGAGACUUUUGCAGAGAGCUACCUGAGAAAAUUCUAUGACCUCGCGGAUGAAAGUGGCCCAUCCGUUCGAAGUGGGUUCAGUCAACUCAACAAAAAGCUGAGUGACAUGCAGAGAUUCUUCGGAUUAAAAAUCACAGGAACACUGGAUGAUGACACCUUGGAGAUGAUGAGGAAGCCCCGCUGUGGCGUUACGGACGACAAGGUUGCCCGUUUCUCGACUUUUGUAAACAACCCCAAGUGGCAGAAAAAUAGUCUGACAUACAGGAUAGAGAACUAUACACCAGACAUGUUGGAGUCAGAGGUCGAUUACUCCAUCGAAAAAGCACUGGACGUUUGGGCCAAAGUUACUCCUCUUAGAUUCACGAGAAUCUACAGUGGCACGGCGGACAUCAUGAUCUCAUUUGGUCGCCUGUCACAUGGUGAUGAUUACCCCUUUGAUGGCCCCGAUGGAACUCUGGCCCACGCCUUCGCCCCAUCUUCUGGCAUCGGAGGAGAUGCUCACUUUGACGAGGAUGAGACCUUCACCUUUCGUUCCAAUUCUGGAUAUGUUCUCUUCCUGGUGGCAGCUCACGAGUUUGGUCAUUCACUGGGAUUAGGUCAUUCUAACGAUGCCGGUGCCCUCAUGUACCCCAUAUACUCAUACUCAAACCCUUCCAACUUUCGUCUGCCGCAAGAUGAUAUCAAAGGCAUCCAGUCUCUUUAUGGUCCCAAUCCUGAUACGGAACCUGAUACCAAUCCCGAUAAGCCGCAGCCCCCCACCACUCCUGAUGCUUGUGACUCGAACAUGGUGCUUGACGCUGUGGCCACUCUGCGAGGAGAGAUGCUCUUCUUUAAAGACAGGUUCUUUUGGCGAAUCUACCCUCAGAGCAGGACACCUCAGCAAAGUUUCAUCACCAACCUGUGGCCCGAUGCCCCCAAUAAAAUUGAUGCUGCUUAUGAAAGUCAAUAUUCGGGCAAUGUUUUUCUCUUUAAAGGUCGUCGAGUUUGGGCUUUUCGUGGCUACGAUCUUGUUCAAGGAUAUCCCAAAGCAAUAACAACUUUUGGUCUUCCCAAAAAUGUGAAAAAAAUCGAUGCAGCUCUAUAUGAUGCGGAAUCAAAAAAGACACUGUUCUUCGUUGGCAGAUCUUACUACAGCUUUGAUGAAGCCAGUAAGAAAAGGGACGACGGAUUCCCAAAACGUGUCGAUGAAACCUUUAGUGGCCUAACUGGGAAGGUGACUGCAGCUUUGCAGUACAAAGGUUUUACUUACAUCUACAGUGGACCCCAAAUGUUUGAGUACAGCCUGAGCACAGGGACAUUUUUCCGUGUGUUGGGAAACAACUACUUCUUGCCCUGCACCAACGUCUAGAUUGCUCGGGUGAAGGAACUCAGAAUCAAAACGAGCGGACACAAAUCUAUCUGGAUUCACCCCUACUGUAAUUGUUUGAUAUAUUUUUUAAACUACGGUACCUAUAUUUAAAGAUAUUUUUGACAAUAAUAUUAUUCAUUAUUUUUUAAUGUUUUAUCGCAUUUUUUAAAUCAAGUUAAAUGAAGAUAAAAGAUUGCUCACAAAAGAGGUAUUAUUAUGAUUGUUUUUAAUGUACAUGUAUUGUAUGUCACACUACAAUGACCACAGGUUGAAAUGUAUCAAUGCAAAUACUGUGAGAGAAGAAGCGGAAGUGGAAGAAAUAAAAUUCUAGUCAUUCA
Hippocampus zosterae (dwarf seahorse) is the source of this 1790-nucleotide messenger RNA. RefSeq names its product collagenase 3-like. Gene Ontology annotation, cellular component: extracellular matrix. The record is from RefSeq and is a predicted model, not a curated record. The coding region runs from base 22 to 1452 and encodes 476 amino acids. The transcript has 10 exons. Gene Ontology annotation, biological process: extracellular matrix organization; proteolysis; collagen catabolic process. Gene Ontology annotation, molecular function: zinc ion binding; metalloendopeptidase activity. NCBI's taxonomy places the organism in Eukaryota, Metazoa, Chordata, Actinopteri, Syngnathiformes, Syngnathidae.